Molecule: messenger RNA, 1512 nt
Organism: Schistosoma turkestanicum
Lineage: Eukaryota; Metazoa; Platyhelminthes; Trematoda; Strigeidida; Schistosomatidae
Source: the annotation of a GenBank genome assembly
UUCGCGUCACUUUUGUAUACGGCGUUACUGCCAACCACAAGUAUCGGUUUUCUCAACAAGUUUACAGUACGAUAGCUUCCGUGAACAACUCAUUUACUUUUAGUUGCGAAUUGUUCUGAAGACAUUAUGCUGGCAGGCAAACAAAGUCAUGUUGUUGAUAUAAUACUGAUCAACUCAGUAAAAACACUUUACUAACUUCGUGCAACUUCAGUCGAAUUUUUAUUCGACAGUGUUUGUCACAACUAGUCUUGAUUUUGUAUGCUUUUGGCCUUUCACAAUAUACCUAGUGUCACAAAAAUCGAUGACUGUUGGACAGUUUACUAGUAGCCUUUUGGAUUUAUCCCACAAUGAAACAAGAUCCCCAUAUUAUAGAUAUUGCUCCGUUUAACUUAUGUAUAAGUUUUUUCUGACAUCGUAGACUCCUUUUAAAGGAGAGCGUUCGUGUUUUUUUAUUUUAGGUGCAUACUAAGAUUCUAGAAAAUAUUCGCAGCAAAACUAUUUAGCUCUACAUGCCUACCAUGCCUAAUGGGUAAUACUAUUGCUCCCAGGAUCGAAAACGCUGAGAAGACUGGUGUUUUACAAGUCAGUGGCUUAAAAUUAAAGAAGGUUCCUGAACAAGUAAAACACCUCCGUAAUCUGCGGAGUUUAGAUCUCUCAAAUAAUAAAAUCGAAAACAUCGAUCCAUGGAUUUCCAUAUUAAAAAAUCUUAAGGUUCUAAACGUUGAGAACAACAAAUUAAAAUAUUUUCCUGCAGAAUUAUAUCUUCUAACAAAAUUAGAAUCAAUCAAUGGAAAUAAUAAUAUUUUAACAAAUUUUAUUACACCUGGAUCAAUUGUUAAUCUAAAUGAUUUGUCAUGUUUACGCAAUGUCAAUUUAAGUCAUAAUCAUUUAACGGAAUUUCCUGUGGAAUUAUGUUUAAAAUCAAUACCAAUUAAUGUGAUUGAUUUGUCAAAUAAUCAAAUUAGUAUUAUACCAAAUGCUAUUGGUUCAUUACAAGCCAUUGAAAUUAAUUUGAAUUCAAAUAAAAUAUCAGUUAUAUCUAAAUGUAUUGCACAAUGUGAACGUUUAAAAGUUUUACGCUUAGAUCAUAAUUGUUUACGAUUAGAAAAUUUCCCAAUUGAAUUAUUAACUGAAUCACAAGUUUCAUUAUUAUGUAUCAAUGAGAAUUUAUUCAAUAUGAAAGAUUUUUAUAAUUUACCUGGUUAUUCAAAGUAUAUGGAACGUUUUACAGCAACAAAGAAAAAAGCUGCUUAAAAGAAAAAGAUUUUUUUUAAAGAAAAAACUGCACACAAUUCUUCUUGGUAGAAAUCAAUUGCAACUAGUCCACUGAUCAUGUGCUAUCUGUGACUAAAUAACUAACUAACUAAUUGUCGCUUCGCUAACUUUUCACAUAUGUAUACAUAGAUAUAUAUAUGUGCCUGCAUGUGUUGUGUGUAUGAGAUCAUGAUUUCAUAAACUACAAUUAUUGAGAAUUAACAAACUGUUUACCAAAUACCAAUUCACCCCCCCCUC